GCAGAUAGAGAGAAGGCAAGCGAAGGGGGCGGAAGGGAGGGGAGUGAGAGAAAAAGGGGGAGCACAUGUGUAUGCUUGUCACUGAGGGGCUGGGAGAAGGACUAAGGGAAGAGAGGUAGCUGGCCACAGCCGCCAUAUGCUGACUGGAUUCCUGUUCAUGUCUGCUGUGUGAAGACUGUAGGUUGGUGUAGUGUGCUGGCUGGCUGGGGAACACACCAUGGGAAGCUCACAUCUCCUCAACAAAGGCAUGCCUCUAGGCAUUAGACCACCCAUUAUGAAUGGGCCCAUGCACCCGCGCCCCUUGGUGGCGCUAUUGGACGGGCGUGACUGCACGGUGGAGAUGCCCAUCCUGAAAGAUGUAGCAACUGUGGCUUUCUGUGAUGCUCAGUCCACACAGGAGAUCCACGAGAAGGUCCUGAACGAAGCUGUAGGAGCUCUAAUGUACCACACCAUCACUCUGAUGCGAGAAGACCUGGAGAAGUUUAAAGCUCUGCGGAUCAUCGUUCGUAUUGGCAGCGGUUACGACAACAUAGACAUCAAAUCUGCCGGAGAACUCGGAAUAGCGGUUUGUAACAUGCCAGCAGCUUCGGUGGAGGAGACAGCGGACUCUACGCUCUGUCACAUCCUCACACUGUACCGACGGACCACCUGGCUGCACCAGGCUCUGCGAGAAGGCACCAGAGUUCAGAGUGUGGAGCAGAUUCGAGAAGUGGCAUCAGGAGCAGCUAGGAUCAGAGGAGAGACUCUGGGACUCAUAGGGCUCGGGCGGGUGGGCCAGGCUGUAGCCCUGCGAGCCAAGGCUUUUGGCUUCAACGUGAUUUUCUAUGACCCUUAUUUGGCUGAUGGUGUAGAAAGAUCUCUGGGACUACAAAGGGUCACUACGCUACAGGACCUGCUCUUCCACUCAGACUGUGUCUCUCUGCACUGCAGCCUCAAUGAACACAACCACCACCUGAUCAACGACUUCACCAUCAAACAGAUGCGCCAGGGGGCAUUCUUGGUGAAUACAGCCCGAGGGGGUCUGGUGGAUGAAAAGGCCCUGGCUCAAGCUCUGAAAGAGGGGAGGAUACGUGGAGCUGCUCUGGAUGUUCAUGAGACGGAGCCUUUCAGUUUCAGUCAGGGUCCACUGAAGGAUGCCCCUAAUCUCAUCUGCACACCUCAUGCUGCCUGGUACAGUGAGCAGGCAUCACUGGAGAUGCGAGAGGAGGCAGCCAGGGAGAUCCGAAGGGCUGUGACAGGUCGUAUUCCAGACAGUCUGAAGAAUUGUGUGAAUAAGGAGUUCCUCACCCCCAACAACCACUGGACAGGAGUCGAUCCAGCUGCAGUCCAUCCUGAGCUGAACGGCGCUUAUCGUAAAUCUCACAUUAGAGAAGAGCCCACGAGUUGUCAGAGGAUUUAAGUCAGGUAUCCCCCUGGAGUGGUGGGCUUGCCAGCUGGUGGCCUCCCUCCACCAGUUGAAGGCAUCUUGCCAAGCGCUGUGCCAAUUACACACACCCUCCCGCCUGCUGUCACACCCCACGCACCGUCUCCUGGACAAAACACAGUGAAACCACCAGAGGGUGACAGAGAGCAGCAUCCCAGUGAUCAACUGUAGCCACUUUGCAAGCAAAUGCACACUUGUUCAUGUUGUCUGGCAGCUGGAGGAGACCCACACGGCAACAUUAGUUUCUGAAUUACAAGUUGUUAUCACACAGGUUCAGAUUGGACUUUCAACUCUCUGCCAGUUGCGUUUCAACACACUCCAAAGAGGAAGAAGGAAUACAUAAUGGACUAAAAGGACUGGGUAACUGAUGGCUGCUGCAAUUAAAAAACUAGACUGUUGUCUUUUACCCCAACCACAUGGUGAUUUACUGAUCACAGGUAAAUCUUCAAAUACUUGGAAAAGGUAGAAAAAUAUAUGUUUGUUGAUUUGAGAUGAAAAGCAAAUUUGACUGUCUUAGACUGUGGUGUGUCCAAAGGUAGACGGGGUGGGUUUGAUGUUUUUCUCUUUUUUCAGUAGUUCAGUGUACAAGCAAAGGUAAUAGGUGACAUGAAUGUAACCUGUCUGUGUGCAUUUUUUUAGACUUACAACAAGAAGAUAUUGAUAUUUGCAUACCGGUCUUAAAAAAGAGGUCUCUACAUGUAGCCAAACUGGUUUGAGAAUACAAUGUCAACUUCUGUUUUUAAUUUGCCCAAAUUUAGCAAAGUCCCCAAAAGAGGCAGCUUUUUGCACACCGUCUCAGGAAAUUAAGUUUCUGCAGUUGGUAGAGCAUUGUUUUAAACAUUGGUUGAGUUUUGUUGAAUUAUUUUUAUGCCACUUAGUGCUUUUGUUUUUCUACCUGCUUGCCUUUUUUAACCUUUCAACAUUAGGGUUUUACAACUUUGGCUAGAGGUAAAGUUGAUCUAAUGUUUGUGUUUUGUCAGUUUUGUUUACGGAGCAUGCUCUUGCUCUUGAAACUUGUGUAAAUGUUUGACCCAAACUGAAGGGAUAAAAGGCUGUAGAGAAGUGGGAAAAUGGUAUGCUUGCUUGGGAUGUCUUGAUUUCUUGUGGCAGAUUUAAUUUAUUGGUAAGGUGGCAUGCUGAUAGUUUGUAGCAGCCUACAGAUUGACAAACUGUCCUGUUAAAAUUCUGUCACAAUCUUCUCCUUGUGGCCUGAUUCAGUGCUUUCUGUGUCAUACAUUAUGCAGGUUAUGGAGCAUGAAAAGUUAAAUAAAUUAUUGUUACCACAUGCUGCUAAUUCUGCAUCAGUGCUGCAUUUCUUGCUAAUAUGUAUUUAUAUGUUCAUUUAACCAAAAGUUGCUAAUAUGUUUUCAAAUUGAGAUGUGCAUUGCAUUUAAAAGAUCCAGUAGAUUCACAUUUUUCACUUGAAACUGAAAAGCAAAUUCUCCUAAAUGAACCUAAUUUUAAAAAACAAAGACAAACCAGAAGCCUAUGGUUUUUACUUCAACACAAGUGAGAUCUCAUACUUUAGCACUGAGAAGCAAAUGAGAUUCACAAUAAAGUUAAAACAAAAAUGCCAGUUCCUUCAGAUAGAUCCCUUUAAUAUUUAAAGCUGGAUCCUUUCCAAGUAUACCAUUUAACCACCCUCACUGGCCUCUUCUGUCUAUGUGUACAUACGGUGUUCUGCCUGCCUGUGUCAAUGUGACUUGGUUGUAUCUGUGUCUAAACAGCAGCACUGGGAGGAUGGGUUUUAGCAAGUAUUAUCCACAUAGCAUAAUUACAAAGUGUGCUAAUUAAAUUUACAAUAUACCACCUCAUGAACAAAAUCUAAUAAAAGUGACCUAAUUUGGGCUGAGAGUCUUACAUAGAAACAGUAGAUGCUUUGAUAAGAGAGGUUGAAACCAUUUAACUGGUAGCAGAACUCAGCACUGUCUAUUUGGAAUAUUUACAUCUGACCCCAGUUCAGGUGUAAAAAAACCAGUACUUUCUGGAUCCCAUCCAACCAGCAGCUGGAUAGUUAAAAAACAAAUAAGCAAAACAACAACAAAAAAAAAAACUCAAACAGUUUACUGUUCCCUACCUGGCCGUUAUGGUGAGGUAUUGAGCGUAGCAAUCAGGGAUGGACAUUUCUCUGCCAUUUCACAGCCGACUAGAUGUUGAGCUCUUUUGGGCCAGAAACUGACUAGGUUUUACUGAACAGAGGGUACGUUUGUUUCAGACUGAAGUCCUAAACAUUUUAAUAUUUAAUCCUGAACUUCGGUCUUUAUCUUGCCUGUCAUCUCGUGGAGGAGCAACUCUUUGCUGGUUGUUCCUAUAAGAAAUUCAAAACAUUCCUCCUUCAAACCGACGGGUGCCACAAAGAAAAAGCGACAGCCUUGCUUUAAAAAGUGCUGCUUGAAAUUCCAUCCCUGGUAGUAACACACAGUCCACUGUUGCCUACCUUAGUCACUUUUAUGGUAAAGUAGUAGGCGUAGCAAUAUACAGUAUACAUAUUCUAUAUUCUACAGUAAAUAUUAUUUUUGGUCAAAUUAGGACAUGAAAAUGUGUGACUGUAUGAAUUUGUAUGAAUUAUUUUAAAGAGGAAAUAAACAGUUGAAAGGUGA
Messenger RNA from Nothobranchius furzeri (turquoise killifish), 4023 nucleotides. Its product is annotated as C-terminal-binding protein 1. NCBI's taxonomy places the organism in Eukaryota, Metazoa, Chordata, Actinopteri, Cyprinodontiformes, Nothobranchiidae. Gene Ontology annotation, molecular function: transcription coactivator activity; DNA-binding transcription factor binding; transcription corepressor activity. Gene Ontology annotation, cellular component: nucleus. Gene Ontology annotation, biological process: regulation of transcription by RNA polymerase II. The record is from RefSeq and is a predicted model, not a curated record.